GGGGGGGGGGGUGCUCCUCCCUCCAUAGAUGUUCUACAGUACAGGAAUGACGUCAGGCUUCCAACAAACUCUCCCGAAGUCCCGAAGGGUACGCUGCGCCCUGCUAUUAAAGCAAGCUAUCAGAUGCAAUGAGUGGCCAAAGCAGAGUGGCAAAACACUCAAUGCACUCAAGCCGUUAAUACACGGCGUUAUAAAUGUGCAGUUAUCAGAAUGGCAACGACCAAGUCGCAGUGCAUUAGAAUUCUAGCCUACUAAAGACCAUACGUUUUGUCGUAGCACAGUGUAGUACAACAAUAGUUAACUUUUUAAUGACCGUUACAGCGUUUCACCCGUGGAACGGCGUGCGUUAUGGGAAGCAUUCAGCCAGAUGUUUAGACGAGAGUUAGUCUAUCUAUUAUUGAUUGCCUGUGUUUACUUGGUUCGCUGGGGCGGACCUUCUCAGAUAUUCCCCAGUUGAAUGAGCUGUAUGGCUAUCUCAUGAAGAGGAGAGGAGCUCUAGUCAGAGUGCGAGGUGGUGCGUCCCUGGCUGCGUCCAAGCGUGCGUUCUUGCGUGGGCAGGUUGUGGGGGGUACACCGCCGCCCCUACGUCAACAGGACACUUCGAGUUUGAACCCUCCACCGGCGGGUCUACAGCAACCGAUUCAUAGUGGACGGCGUUAAACAGAGCCGCUGCACCAACAGACGCAAUGAUCUUUAAAUUCGUCUGCGCUAUAGUGACCAGGUCUUUGUUUAUUUUGGUGUCACUAAUAGGCGUUUUGAGGGUAACGUGGGUCAAAAAUGACUGGAAGUACUGGUUGCUCGCCAUUCUCUACCUACCUCUUGUUAUUGAAAUGAUAAUAACUUUGAAACGCAGGAAAGGAAAAGACUACAAGUGGUUCUCUCCGGCGAUCCUACUGUUUCUCAUCAGCAUCAUUCCUUCCAUAUGGAUUCUGGAGCUACAUCACCAGCAGAACAGAGCCAGUGAACCGCAGUGCAAGAAGCUGGAUUCCUGGGAAAAUGUGCGAAGUAUGAUGAACAUCAACUUCACUGUGGGGAACCAAACACUAAAGAAUGUAGCUGAGGUCGUCUCCUCGAGUAUGGACCAGCUCUUCACUAAGGUCUGCCCAAAUGAUUGGAUUCUGGCCUUACACCAAGUGAUCCUCAUCCUGGUCAUUGUAGGCAAAUGGCUCCUCCCCAUUGGGGGCGGGGUGACGCGUGACGAGCUGUCACAGCUGCUCCUCAUCUUUGUCGGUACGGCGGCAGACAUCCUGGAGUUCACCAGCGAGACCCUGUCCGACGUCAAGGACAACAAUCCUCAGCUAGUGUAUGUGAUCCUGGGAGUGUGGACUUGGAGCAUGCUGCAGUUCCCUUUACAUUUAGCAGUGGUGACUUCUCGGGCGCAGGAGUGUGAUGGUGAGGCGGAGGCCAUGACAGGGGGCGGCUCCACCCGGGGUUCGGUCUCAGAGGCCACAGCAGGGUCGUCCCCGGCGUUGGGGUCAUCGUCAGGAGCCGGUUGCUGUGGCAACAAGCUGUUGUCGCGGCACAGCACCGACCUCUGGAACAUCGUGGAGAGCCUUUUCCUGCAGGACGGCCCGUUCCUAGUGGUGCGCAUGGCCGUCAUGACACACUUUGACGUUUUUCACCAGAUUCUGGUCUUCUUCGCCAUCAAGAACCUGCUGGUGGUACUGCUGAACCUCUACAGGCUGCUGGUCAUAUGCCAAGACUACAAGCCCUCACUAGACACACCACUACCAUAGGCACACACACACACACACGGAAUUGUAAUGUCACAUUGAAAUUAAGUGAUCUUACACACGCAUGCGCUAGGGUGCAUCAAACAUGAAAACUUCGCAAAAUUCCACUCUGCUCUCGCUAGCAGUAUUGUUCCUUAUCACUAGCAUAACUUCUUUGUAAAUUUCUAGCAAAUUUGAUUGAUGUUAAAGGGUGGCACAAUAGGCUUGAAAGUUUGAAUUGUAGUGAAUGGGCAUAUUUAGCUAAAUCUCGGCAAAGUGUAUUUUGAGACUGUUUUGAUCAAAAAUAGUAAGGACAGGCCCUACUGUGGCUGAUAUGGUAGGGCAUUAGUCUACUACGCGGCCGACCUGGGUUCGAUUUCCGGCUCGGGUCCUUUGCCGACCCUUUCCCGUCUCUCUCCCAACUCGCUUCCUGUCUCCACUUCACUGUUCUGUCUGAGAAAAAAACAAUAAAGGCUUGUAAAGCCCCCAAAAAAUACUUCAAAAAGUAAGGACAGUCAUUUGGAAGAAUGCUCCAGUUGCUUUUCCACUUACCCAGGACAUCAAAAAUCCCCAAAAUGGCUAAAGGAUGGAUACAUGGGUUUUCGAACAUGGCUAAAAGAUUAGCAAAUGGGGGCUAAAACCUUGGUAAAGGAAGACUCUAAAAUCAGGCACUGGGAAUUUCAAAUCUAGGAAAGUGGAAAAGGAACUGAAGCAUUCUUCCAAAUGGUUCUCUUCACUAGUUUUGAUAAAAUAGUGUAAAAACACACUUAUCAUUGAUUUUGCCAAAAAAACACACUGCCCUUUAACAUUGAUUAAGAUUUUACAAAGAUGUUGUGAUAGCACAAAGGAACAAUACUGCAAAAGCAGAACAGGAUUUUCAAAACUUGGGGCAUGCACCCUAGCAUGCGCGCGCAUACACACACACACACACACACACACACACAUGAAAUUGUAAUGUCACAUUGAAAUGGAAUUACCUUACCCUCAUAUA
Molecule: messenger RNA, 2703 nt
Organism: Engraulis encrasicolus (European anchovy)
Lineage: Eukaryota; Metazoa; Chordata; Actinopteri; Clupeiformes; Engraulidae
Gene: tmem26a
Product: transmembrane protein 26a
Exons: 9
Coding region: 687-1736 (349 amino acids)
Source: RefSeq, a predicted model, not a curated record